UUGAUUUGAUUGAAAGUGCACAUUGUGAAGGCUCCAUUCAUGUGAUAUUCAUUUUUGGUGAACAAUUAUGGCUUUGUCUAGAAGUAAAGAGUACAAAAAGAAAGCUGAAGAGUUUUUGAAAAACCGAAAGAAUGCCAACAACCUUGUGGAGCUUGCAGCAGAUUUAGACGACCCUGCAUCUGCUUACAUCUCAAAUGUUCUUGCUAUUGAUCUAGUCUUCUCAAAACUCCUUAGUCGAGGUGAUCUGUCCCCACAAAUAUUGAGUAGUGAAGAUUCUGUGGAAAUUGAGUAUCGGAACUGGUUGAAAGAAAACUACGACCUCUGUUUUUCAAAAUUACUUCAAUUAGUUAUAAAAGGUCAAAAACAUACUCUUCAAGUGGAAACUCUAUCUGUGAUUUUUAAAUUAAUUGCUGCUGAGGGAAAAUAUCCUGUCGAUGAUGGAAUCAAUCCCAAGCAGUAUUAUUUUCCUAUCCACAGGUUGCAGCAACUAUACUCAGCGUUCCUCUCAUCUGAUAGAAGUAUUAAGAAACUGUUGCCUAAACUUGAAGAAAUGUUCUCCUCCUUCCUGGAUGUUGUGUAUUUCUCAUGGAUGGCCCUCGCUGGAGCAGUUUCCGCUGUAAAAAAUCCAUCUGAAGUAGCAGUCAAGAAUAUAUUACUUUUGAUUGACCAAUUACCAACUGCAAAAACAGAAGAAAAAGAACUUGAGAAAGCUUCAAAGGAAAAUCUAGAUGAGAAUUUGCUGUGUUUCAUAAGAGGCAAGAAAAAAUUCAAAGCAGACAUGGAUGUUUUACGAACAUCGGUUACCAAAGUUUGGUGGACAAUAAAAAACUGGCCUCACACUCCAGCAACAAAGUUGCGGUUACUGACUGUCCUCAAUGAGCGAAUAUUGCAUAACUUAGAGAAACCUCUUACUCUGGCGGAUUUCUUAACAGACUCUCUUGAUGAUGGAGGUCCAGUUAGUGUAUUAGCGCUGCAAGCAAUUUUUGUCUUAAUCGUGAAGCACAAUUUUGAUUGUUCAAAGAUAUUCAAGAAACUCUACGCACUGUUUGAACCUAAUAUCUUCCAUACCAAGUACAAGGCACGUUUGUUCCAUCUCUCAAAUAUCUGCUUCUCAUCAACGCAUCUUCAAGAAAAUUUAGUCGCUUCAUUUAUUAAAAGAUUGGCAAGGUUAAGUUUGACAGCCCCUGCUGCUGAUGUGAUAAUUAUUGCUGCAUUUAUAGGCAAUCUGAUCAUCCGUCAUCCAACGCUUAAAAGUUUAAUUCAUGGUUCCUCCGAUACUAGUGUCGGCUGGGAUCCGUUUUUAGCUGAAGAACCAGAUCCUGAAUCGACUCAUGCUCAAGAGAGCUCCUUGUGGGAACUAAAGACCCUUCAAUCACAUAUUCUACCGAAUCCUGCUCACUCUGUCAAGUUUAUAGAUCAGAACUUACCGUCUCUUGAAUGGGAUUUAGGCGAACGCCUGGACGGCUCAUACAGUGAAAUGUUUGACAAAGAAGUGAAACGAAAAGGUCACUAUUCUACUACUUUUGAGAGACCCACUGGUUUGUCUUUACCGAGAGGAGAACAGCUACUCAAUUACUGGAGCUUAUCAUAAUGAUGUAGAAAACUGUUUUUAGGUUAAGGAAGCUUAUCAAUAAAAAGUUAUUCUGUAAGUAA
This is a messenger RNA of Bemisia tabaci, 1653 nucleotides long. RefSeq names its product nucleolar complex protein 4 homolog B. The record is from RefSeq and is a predicted model, not a curated record. NCBI's taxonomy places the organism in Eukaryota, Metazoa, Arthropoda, Insecta, Hemiptera, Aleyrodidae. Gene Ontology annotation, cellular component: Noc4p-Nop14p complex; nucleolus; small-subunit processome. Gene Ontology annotation, biological process: ribosome biogenesis.